GGUCAUUUAAUAGAACUUUGCGAAGUUUGAAAAUUGUUUCAAAUCCUUUUUUAAUUUUUUAUAUAGUUUUUAUUAUUAUAAUUCUUAAAUCAAUCGGGACAUUCGAUAAGAAAACUGAAAAAUCUGCGUAUGGGAAGAUAUAUCCAGCUGUAGAAAGUUAUGAAAAGAAGGAUUGGCACGAUUGGAAAUUUAUUGAAUACGAAGCAAGUCGAACCGGUCCCGGGGAGAAUGGCAAAGCUUUUUUUCUCACAGAUCCUGAAGAUAUAAAAAAGAACGAAAAGAUUUUCGAAGUAGAAGGAUUGAAUGGCUUGGUUAGUGAUAUGAUCCCAUUAGAUCGAAGUGUCCCAGACACCAGACCUCCGAUUUGCAAAACAAUUUGGUACUUGGAAAAACUUCCAAAAGUGACAGUCAUCGUUAUUUUUCACAACGAAUAUUUCUCGGUUUUGAUACGAACAGUUCGAUCAAUAAUCAAUCGUACACCUCCAGAACUUCUCGUGGAACUGUUGAUGGUUAAUGACGCAAGCACAAAGGAAGAACUUUAUGAACCUCUUGCGACUUAUGUAAGAGAAAACUUUGAUGAAAGAGUGAAGAUUGUCAAUCUUAAAGAAAGACAUGGAUUGAUUCGAACACGCGUAGCUGGAGCUAAACUAGCAACAGGUGAAGUUCUGGCAUUUUUCGAUUCCCACGUAGAAGCAAAUGUGAAACCAAUAGUUUUAGACCCUAAAACAUGCACAACUCCAACUUUUGAUUAUCAUAACUCUAUGGAUUUCAAAAUCAGUCCAUUCCAUAACCGAACACGUCUCGUUUUCGAUUUCACUUUGAAUUUAUUUUAUUUGCCAAGACUUCCUGAGCAUGAGCUGUAUCCUGAAAAACCAGCUCCACUACCAGCAAUGUUAGGUGCAGUGUUUGUGAUUCGAAAAGAUUACUUUUUUGAUAUUGGUGCAUAUGACGAAGGUUUAGAGAUUUGGAAUGGAGAACAUUUUGAAUUGUCUAUAAAAUUAUGGCUUUGUGGUGGCAGAUUACUAGAGGUACCUUGCUCGAGAGUCGCACACAUAUUCAGAAAGCAUUCAUUAUACCGUAAGAAGGCACCAACAGAUUUUGUCCCACACAACUUUAGACGUGUAGCUGAGGUCUGGUUUGAUGAAUAUAUUCAAUAUUUUUACCGUGCUAACCCUGAAAAACAUACGACAGUUGAUGCUGGUGACUUGACAAUACCCAAAAAAGUCAGGAAAGAUUUGAAAUGCAAACCUUUUCAGUAUUAUGUUGAACAUAUUGUCCCAGAUAUGACUGAGAAAUUCCUUAACGAAGAUCGUGGAGUGUUUGCCAGUGGUGCUAUACAAAGCGUUGCUGAUUCAAGUUUGUGUUUAGAUUACCACGGGAGACCUAAAGGAAUGACUCCUCUGUUGAAACCAUGUGACAGUAACUUGACGGACCCGAAGUUGAAUCAAAACUUUGUCUUAAAUUGGCAUCGUCAAUUGAAGAAAAAAAGUUAUUACUACAUUGGAGAUUGUAUAACAGCUGAAGGAAUGGUAAUGACAAAUUGUAAUUUUGUUCCUAAAAAUCAACUUUUUUACUACAAUUAUACAUCAAAUCAACUGAUUAAUCCAUGGAGAAACGUUUGUUUAACAGCAAAUAUAAAAUCUCUUGAAAUCAAAGAUGUGAAGUGUGAUUCAAAUGAUGUCAAUCAAAAAUGGUCAUGGGGAUUUGUUAAUAAAACUGCAAUCGACAAUUGGGACACAUACGGAGUUCAAUUUCAUAAACAAAAUGUCAAAGAUUUUGUUGAAAGAUAUAAUUAUAUUCAUUCUU
Clunio marinus is the source of this 1806-nucleotide messenger RNA. The record is from the annotation of a GenBank genome assembly. Lineage: Eukaryota; Metazoa; Arthropoda; Insecta; Diptera; Chironomidae.